UUCUUUUGUAUUUCAACUCACAUGACCAAGGAGAGCGCAUUUUUGCACUGCAGAGGGUCUGUCAAUGAAACUUUUAUUUUGAAAAUAUGGCUUUCGCAUGUAGUCUCCAGAUCACUGUGUGUAUGAACUCUCCUAACGACGGCUCUACUGUUGAAAAGUGCGUCUCUUUUGACUUCGAUCGGCGCGAGAGUCGAAGUUGGCAGGAUAUAGUGCAACAAAUAAAGCAAGAGGUUGACUUUUCAUGGGAGGAGCAGGACAAAGAAUGGGCAUUCCAGUAUUGCGACGAUGAAGGGGAUAUCAUAUUUGGAAGAACAGAUAAUGAAUGGCAAGAGGCGGUAGAACAUGGGUGCAGCAGCUCUGAUGCAACACUCCAGAUCAAUGUAUUUCCAAUUGUUUCUACCAAGCCUAAAAAGACAUGUGGGACUAGCAAAUCAUGCUGUAGCAAACCUUGCACCGGUUUCACUCGACCUAUUCCUGCAACUCCUGAAAAUGAUGGCGCUGUACCACAAAAAGUGGUGAAUGCUACGCUUCAAGACUUUAUGUACAGCAACGAGGCCUUGAGGGCUGUGGCCUUGCCUUUAGGUGCUUUAGGUGGUGGCUCAGUGGCUUUGGCUGGAGAUGGGGGCUUGCGGCAAUGGCAGAUUAGUGGAGCUGUCAAUCACACUGCUCAUGUACCUAACUCAUUCUUUGCUAUUCGUGUGGAGCAAACAAAUUCUGUCAAAGCUGUGGCUCUCCAGUCCAACACAUGGUAUGACCAAACUGGGUUUAAACCUGCAGCCUACAUCAGUGAUCAUGUUGUUCCUGAGGCCUCUAAGGAUCUUCUUAAAACGAUACCUGGAGUGAAAACCAUUACUGUUGGAGCAAAGUAUCCCAUUGCUGAAGUGAGCUAUUUGAGUGAUGAAGUUCCUGUUCAAGUUCACCUUGAAGCAUUUAGUCCAUGCAUUCCUCUGGACUCGAAGAACAGUGGCAUUCCGGUUAUCAUGUUUAACUUCAGUGUCACCAACAUAACUUCGUCAGAUGCACAGGUUUCGCUGUUGGGCUCGCUGCAGAAUAUCGCUGGCUGGGAUGGCCUGUCUGACAUAGGUCUUGAUGGUCCCACGGGUUCCUGGAUAUCUAACCCUGGGUUUGGAUCAAACUUAAACUACACCCUCAGCAAAAGUGGCUUUUUUGAGGGUAUUGGUAUGUUCAAGCCAAAGCUUGGAGACUCAAAGCUGAAUGAAAACGGGCAUGUGGCGAUUGCUGUUGUACCUAAUGACAGGGACAAACAGAUCGACCGUGUGCUACAGUACCAGUCGGUCAAGGAUCUAUGGAGUAACUUUCAGAAACUUCAGUUUGACGGAAGUGUCGCCCCACAGCUUUCUCCAGAGGGCAAAACGUGGAAUGGUGCAAUGUGUAGUACAAGGAAUAUCGCGGCGAACGCAACUGAGACGUUCACAUUCCUUCUUGCCUGGCAUUUCCCGCACAGAUACGUUAACUGGAGCCAGAGCGGCUUUGGAAUAAACGACCCAAAUAGCGCUUAUUACAUCGGUACAAAAUAUUCGGAAUAUUGGAAGAAUAUCGAAGAGGUACUGUUCUAUUCUACCUCGAAUUUAAAAGAUUUGCAGACCAAGACCAGAGCUUUCAGGGACUCCAUGUUUGACACGUCAUUGCCAUGGCAACUGGUAGACAGUGCGGCAGGUCGAGUCUCGGUUUUAAAAUCGCCAAAUUGCAUGUGGCAUGCCGAUGGGAAUUUCUACGGUUUUGAAGGUUGCAGUCCCAAGGAAGGUUGUUGCCCAUUGAACUGCACUCACGUUUGGAACUACGAGAUGGCGCUUGCAAAGUGCUUCCCCGAUUUGGAACGAACCAUGAGGAACGUAGACUUGUUGCUGCAGAUAACUCCCACAGCUGUCAUCCCGAGCCGCACCACUGUACCCCUGACCUUGCGCCGAGUCUGGACAUUCUGGGAAAACUACACAGAAGACCCCGCCUCCACCAUGAUCUGUGUAGACGGGGAUGUCGGGACAGUUCUGAAGACGUACCGAGAGGUUCGGCAAGGGGCGCCAAAGACUUGGUUCAACAAAAUGUGGCCUCAGGUGAAGAGGAUCAUGAAACGAUGGAUGACUGAUCUCGACAACGGCACAGGCGUUAUCCCCGGUCCUCAGCCCAACACUUAUGAUUGCACUCUUUACGGCGUUAAUGUGUACAUCAGUGGUUACUACCUCGCCGGGUUAAGGGCGGCAGAGAAAAUGGCCAAGAUUCAGAACGAGCCGGAACUAGCGGCCACGUACCACCAGCGGUUCGAACUGGGCAGCGCCAAAAUCGACAAGACGCUUUUUAAUGGAAGCUGGUACAUCCAGGAAGUCGACUCCGAGCACCCCGUUAAUGUAGUUGGUGAUGCAACUUGGGUCGACUGUCUUGUUGGUCAGUGGUGGGCGCAUGCGCUUGGCCUUGGCUACAUCUUGAGCCAGAAGAACAUCCAGUCAACGCUACAAAAUAUCUUCCUGAAGAAUCACGUGGAGCGCUUUGUACCGGCAACACAAGCUCCCCGCCAGUUCUUUGACGAGCGUGAUGCUGGCCUUCGCAUAUGCGUCUAUCCGAAUGAUUUGCCAAAAUCUCCUCUCCUCUAUCACAGCGAGGGAGCAUGGACUGGCCUUGAGUAUGAGUACGCUGAGUUGUGCUUCUACGAGGGCUUGAACGACAUCGGCCUGAAAGUACUUACGGAUACGCGCAAUAAGUAUGACGGCACUCGCCGAAGCCCUUGGAAUGAGAUAGAGUGCGGGGACCACUACGCACGACCUAUGGCAUCAUUCCUGCUUUUUGAAGUCGCAUCCGGACAGGACUGGAAUUUUACAUCUGAGGGUCUCGUCAACUUGAGCUUUGCUCCUCGCUUGAGUCAGACAGACUUUCGUGGGUUUUUCAUCCUCGGCUCGUGUUGGGGUCAGUACGUACAGAAAGGCAACGAUGGGAUGACCUCGGGCACAGUCGAGCUUGUCAUCAAGUAUGGCGAUCUAAAGCUCGCAGAGUUGCGUCUCGCCUCGAAUGCCAAGAACGCCUCAGCGCGGCUUAGCGGGCAAUCCGCUGACUACGUUCCCGCCACACCGAUCCAAGAAAAUGGAACCAUCAAACUGGUAUUUGGUGGGAAUGGAUGUCUCAUCACAGCUGGGCAGUCCUUGAUUGUCGCAAUGACAGAAUGAACAUUCGCCUAUCGAGGAUUUAUGGUUAUACGUGAUGCUACAUUGCUCUAGUCAACCUCGGGUCUCGGGUCUCCUUAGCCAAGGAAUUAGGCAAGUAAUGUAGAAUAUUAUCUAAAUACGCUGUUAGAAUGUGAUAAUAACACUUUAAAAUGUAAAAGCAAUAUCGGGAAGAUACAAAAAAUUCACGUUAUACUUUCAUAUCUGCACGUUCACGUGUAACAAUGCACAGUUGUCAUGAAGAAUUGCCACCAGUUGGGCACGAUUCAGCCGUAUAAAUAAAUCACUUAAUCAAGA
Messenger RNA from Nematostella vectensis (starlet sea anemone), 3467 nucleotides. RefSeq lists its product as uncharacterized. Gene Ontology annotation, molecular function: beta-glucosidase activity; protein binding. Gene Ontology annotation, biological process: carbohydrate metabolic process. The record is from RefSeq and is a predicted model, not a curated record. NCBI's taxonomy places the organism in Eukaryota, Metazoa, Cnidaria, Anthozoa, Actiniaria, Edwardsiidae. The coding region runs from base 87 to 3173 and encodes 1028 amino acids. The transcript is spliced from 35 exons.